This is a messenger RNA of Pelagomonas calceolata, 796 nucleotides long. NCBI's taxonomy places the organism in Eukaryota, Pelagophyceae, Pelagomonadales, Pelagomonadaceae. The record is from the annotation of a GenBank genome assembly.
CUCAGCAAGCUCGGGGACAAAAAGCGCUCGCUCGUAGCCUGCUGAGUAGUGCGUCGAUCGAUAACUCUGCCUAUACGACCCUUGCGGCUGUAGCCAGCACGGCUGCGCAGCCACAGAGGCAUUCACAUCGGCUUGACCACUGGUACCCCAGCUGUACGCCAGCCGUCGUGUGAGGGCAAGAUGCGCCGAGCCCUCUUUCUACUGACCACGGCCCACGCGCUGGACUGGGUCAACCCCAAGUACUGGCAGCUGCAAGCGUCGACCGCGAAGCUCGUGAGCGCCUGUAUAGGGCGGGGCAGCACGGUGCUCGAGGUCGACGCCGUCGACGGCGCGAAGAACUUGUAUUAUUUGCCGAUGGGAUGCACCAUCACCCAAUGGCUCAACCCCCAGGAGGCGGCGAAAGACAUUGGGCCCACAAAAAUGGCAGCCUCGAAGAACGGUCAGGGUUUGGAAACGGUUAAUGCCAGAGACAACGGCCGGAAGGCGCCGCGCCUGCAGCCCGAGUCCUUCGACGCCUGUUUGAUGUUCGGCGCGCUCGCGCGCGCGGCGCCGCGCGGGCCGGAUGCCGUGUUCGAGACCUGUGAUGCGGCUCUCAGAGCGCUCAAGCCGGACGGGCGGUUAGUGUUCGUCGAACGGACCGACGACGCGGAAUUGUUAUUAGCGACGGCCUUGGACGACUCCGACCUCGUCGCCGACUGCGAGUCGUCCCGCGAGCACGGGGCGAUCAUCGGCGUCGUGACGCGCGGCUUGGAUCCGGCGAAGAAGCGGAAGAAGAGUAAGAAAGGGUUCUAGCAUG